GUUCUUCCCCAGAGGCCAAAAAUCUCUGCAUCUCGCAGACUGUUUCUGAAGACCAAAAUGAUCAAGAAGGCCAUGGUGAUGCUGGAGAACGACAAGCAAAUAAGAAGGGAUGAGCGAGAGAGAACCCUGUCUGAGAGAGUCCCUGCAUUGGAGAUGUCUGGCAUGUCAGCGCAAGAUCUGCAGAAUCUUUGCAAAGAGCUCCACCAGAAGAUCGAUGUUGUGGACGAGGAACGUUAUGACAUCGCUUCAAAGGUGGCCAAAAGCGACAUUGAGGUGCGCGACCUGUCUCAGAAGAUCUAUGAGCUGAAGGGUAAGAUGAAGAGGCCCAACCUGAAGAGAGUGAGGGUGUCUGCAGACGCCAUGCUGGGUGCACUGCUGGGCUCCAAGGUAAAGGAGUCCGUGGACUUCAAAGCCAACCUGAAGACUGUGAAGAAGGAGGAGGAGAAGAAAGAGGAAGUGACUGACUGGCGUAAGAACGUGGACGCCAUGUCGGGUAUGGAGGGCAGGAAGAAGCUGUUUGACGCCGGCCAGUAGACUCUUGGGUUUAACGUCUCGGCCAAUACAUUUGCAGAUCGACAUGAUGAGUCAGAGGACUAUCGUUAAAAUGAUAAAGAACAGAUACAUUCAUGUAUAACCAUUUUCAAUGGGAGGCAUCCAUUAUGACACGCUAUAGCUACAUAGGGUACAAUACAGUAGGGUAACAUUUGAAUAUUGUCAUAUAAGAUGUCCAGUCAAGUAGUUACACAUGCAACACACAUCUAAGUACAAUAUUUACGAGUCCUGCCUAUGAUA
Doryrhamphus excisus (bluestripe pipefish) is the source of this 792-nucleotide messenger RNA. Its product is annotated as troponin I, slow skeletal muscle-like. Gene Ontology annotation, cellular component: troponin complex. The record is from RefSeq and is a predicted model, not a curated record. NCBI's taxonomy places the organism in Eukaryota, Metazoa, Chordata, Actinopteri, Syngnathiformes, Syngnathidae. Gene Ontology annotation, biological process: skeletal muscle contraction; cardiac muscle contraction.